Messenger RNA from Aphanomyces astaci, 279 nucleotides. RefSeq lists its product as hypothetical. The record is from RefSeq and is a predicted model, not a curated record. NCBI's taxonomy places the organism in Eukaryota, Oomycota, Saprolegniomycetes, Saprolegniales, Verrucalvaceae. The coding region runs from base 1 to 279 and encodes 92 amino acids. The transcript has 2 exons.
AUGUCGCAAAUUUCAGUGCACUCAUUGUUCAAUUUGCAUCUAAGCCCUCAUGGAAACAAGCAAGUGCGCAAGUUGGACCAAAAGUCGCAGACUUUGUUCGCCUGGAUCGUAUCAGCGCCCGACCCGUUGGAUAUGGCAAGCCCAUACUGUGCCUUGGUGCCGGUGCUCUUUCGAACCCAGCAGACGGUACUAAUCCAGCCGAACGCGGUCAUCUUGUGCCGUCCGAUGACGGCGCUCCAUCGAACCCGCAAACGGCACACCAGCCCACGCAGCGAUUGA